This is a messenger RNA of Zymoseptoria tritici IPO323, 1068 nucleotides long. RefSeq lists its product as uncharacterized. The transcript is spliced from 3 exons. The coding region runs from base 1 to 1068 and encodes 355 amino acids. The record is from RefSeq and is a predicted model, not a curated record. NCBI's taxonomy places the organism in Eukaryota, Fungi, Ascomycota, Dothideomycetes, Mycosphaerellales, Mycosphaerellaceae.
AUGCAGAGAUGGACCCGAGACUGGCAAGAGGAUGGACGUGAUCAGGGUAGUCUGUUCGAUACGCAAGAUUGUCGUGCUUGCAGCACCAGUCGCAUCAACGGCAGCACAAUUCUCUCGGCUUCGGAGUCAUGGGCUAGGUUGAACCACAGCUUUCGAUACUUGCAGCAUAUUACUGCGCCGAAAGUGUACAACAGUCCGUGGUCAACACAUUUUGCUCAUACAGCUUUCCUCCAGUCCGAUUCUGCAGUUCCGGACGAAGCACGCAAGUUCAUUCCGGAGCCUGUCUACCCUGCCAGUCGAUUCGAAGCAUCUCCAGACUUGAAAUCAGCAGCGCAGCGAUUCGACGUCCCGUCUUGGCUGUCGAUCAUCACAUCAGCACAAGGCAUUACGGAUCUCCGCAAUCUGCAGCAAAACUCGGCUCGUCGAUCGACUAUCAACCUUCACAACCUGCAGAGCUACAGACUCGAUGCUGCGGACAGCUUCGACUUCGGCUACAGGAAAAUGACUAUAGAAUUUCGUCAGCAUGCCGGAACACUACAGUCUCAGGAGACACUUUCUUGGCUGAGAGUUCUUGCGAGUCUCUUCCAAUACGCCCACGACAAUAGGGAACCUGACAUACCGAAGCUGUGCCUGAACAACUGGGCCGACCCGAGCAUGGACAGCAUAGACUUCCUCAUGAUGGUCGGAGUCGAUGCCGGCACGAUCAAGCACUAUGAACACGUCUUGGGCGUGUCCGUUUCCCAAACAUACGCUGACUGCAUUCGACGGGAAGAACAAGCCGCAGUGUCGAGGGACUCAUGGGACCAAUAUCUCACGCCUGUUGCCCUGGAAUUGAUUGAGACACGCACGGCGGGUAUAUCCCCGUGGAAUGUCACUUCGGUCAUUCGAGAGAAGUUUGCUCGCGGAGGUUACGGCCAGUUUCCUGCAUGCUAUCUGGCGGACAUGAGGCUUCACAAAGCCGCUGUGGACAUCUUGACGGUCGGAACUCGUCCUUCUUGGGCAACAUUGCCAUCCAGGGAUUCAGCCAUCGAUCUCCGUGCAAGUUUGUUUGAUUCAGUCAGAAAGUGA